CGCGCGCAUUCACUGUAUUAGAUUUAGCGCCAUUUAUGAGGAGAGGAGGGUUUGUUGACAAUCACCAAAAGGGCGCUAAUGUAGACAAAUAAGGCAAAGAAAGAAGUUUGCCGAAAAAAAUGGCAGAUCUCAAGAUUUAUAGCUUAAGCAGUAUACAAGAACCCCCAAAUCAACUUAGAACAAGUGAUGGCGGGUUCUACCAGUACUGUUCAGUUCCAUUGCCUGAUCAAAUGGUUGUUUUCUGUUUGGGAAAAUUCCCUGAUGGUGAUGGAGAUGUGUCAAUCGAAGCCAUGUUUCAAUACAAAGAUGACAUUUUGACACUGGGCACACUCAGUGAAAAGAAUAGAGCCCUGUGUUGGGAGAGAGGCUGUAGUAGCUUACCAGAGAGUAUGGUAUCAACCGCUGAGAAUGGUAUGGCAAAGCUAGUAUUGGAGAUCCACGGGGUUACAAAGUCCUCCAGUGACGAAGAGAUGCACACAGCACCAGCCGUUGUCAAGACAAAAGCAUCAAAGAAGAGCGAACAAGAAAAGACAGAGAAAACACCACAGAUUGUUGAAAAGAAGACUGAACCAAUCAAGCCAACCAAACAAAAAAGAAGGUCAAGCACGGGAAAAGGAGAGAAGACACCAACCGGUCCAUCCUCUAAGAAACAGCGUAAAAAUACUCGGGUCCGAGGUUUGAAACUCAAGUUGGAAAAUGAAUCGUCAUCAGAGGAGAAAUCUGACAAAGAAAACAUCACUACGAAGAAAAAUACCCCAUCCAAGUCGGACGAGUUAGAAAAGAAGAUCAUCCAUCGCCAGCCUCCUAACCUCACCAAAGUCACUCUAUCAUUCUGUAAAGAUGUGACAAGCAGAGUUGGACCAAACCCAAGCAGUCGAUGGGGACACAGCUUGUGUAUGGUACAUGAAAAGAAGAUGGCUGUACUUGUUGGAGGACAAGGUGAACGGCAACAACUCAGCAAAGAUUCAGUCUGGACACUUGAUCCAGUGACGAGGAAGUGGCGAUGCCCAGAACUGAAGUCUGAGACCCAGAAGCCAGAGUACAGGAUGGGCCACACAGCCUCCUAUGAUCCCAUGGUCAAUUGUAUAUACGUGUACGGAGGGUCCAAAAACCUCAAAUGGUUCCACGAUGUACAUAUGUUAGACAUUGAUGAAUGGAAAUGGCAGCAGCUUAAGGUAUCUGGGAAAGCCCCAACACGAGCGUACCACAGUGCAACACUGUAUCGUAACGAGCUAUGGAUCUUUGGUGGAGUGUACCCUCGACCAGACCCCCAGCCCGAUGGCUGCAGUAAUGAUGUACACAUCUUCUCACCUGUCAUGGAGAGUUGGUAUUCACCAAUCAUUAAGGGAGACAAACCCAUCGCCAGAUCUGGUCACUCAGCCACCCUGAUGAAGGACCAGCUAGUGGUAUUUGGAGGCUGGGAUGCUCCUUAUGUUUACAACGACCUUCACAUCCUUGACCUCAGUAUGGUGGAAUGGUCUCAACCCAAGGUAUCAGGCACCCCACCUAAUCCACGCAGUUGGCAUGCUUCCAGUGCACUGACUGGAAACCGAAUCCUUAUUCAUGGAGGCUAUGAUGGCAACUUGGCUUUAGAUGACACUCAUGUCUUCUGUCUUGAUUCUCUGACUUGGAUGAGAAUCCGUCUGGAUCCCAAACCAAUCGCCCGAGCUGGUCACCAGGCAGUCUGUCUACCUUACUCCCAUGACAACGACGAUCAAGACGAGGUGUUGGUGUUUGGAGGCGGCGACAAUGAUGGCGCCUUUUACAGGGAUCUCAUCAGUGUCAAUGUUGCUUUUAACCCGGAGCUGGAGAUUGUAAAUACAGACAAUGAUGCUCCGCCAAUCUUGUCCUGCAUAGAUGGAAAUGUGACCUGUUAAAUUGAUGUCAAGAAUAUUCUGAGACAUUGUUAAGGAAAGAACAAAAACAAUCAAUAAUUACCUGCAUGCAAUUAAUUUCAAAAUUGUAAAUUAAUUGAUUUUGUUCUUUUUAGAGAACAAUCUGUUAAAUUAUAAUGUUUACCAUUUCAUUGUAAAAAGAAAAAGAUCAUGUUUCAUUAUUAAAUAUGUGCAAUUUUCCAAUCUUAUUUGUUGGCAGCAAAAUCUAUGUUAAGCAUUUCAGAAUCGAGUUUUGAUCCGUUAUGGAAUUGUUUAUAAACGUUCAUGCUGUUGUAUUAAUGUAUUGUAAUGAUAUUGUUAUGCUUCUUCUGUCACAGAAAUAGCAACUUCCUGUAAGAAUUUGUUUGUUGGAAGAUUAUAAUUUUGUUUUCUUUUGAAAAUGGAAUAUACAAAAUCAGGUCGAGGAGUUUCAAUGUAUUCAUGUUAUUCAAAGUUCUUUUACUUGUAAAUUUACUUUUUAAUAUAAAGUCAAUUUUCCUCACAGUAACUGUAAGUUUAUGUAGCAUAUUUAUAUAUAUCAGAAUUUUAAAUCCUGUAUAAUGAUUAACAUUGAAUGAUAAUGUUUUGAGCAUGUGAUCAUAAGUAUCUUUGUCCAAAAUGUUGUAGUGGCAGUAUUGCCAAAUAGUUAGAAGGGUUAAAUAUAAUUAAUAAAUAAUUCAAAUUCAAAACA
Molecule: messenger RNA, 2565 nt
Organism: Pecten maximus
Lineage: Eukaryota; Metazoa; Mollusca; Bivalvia; Pectinida; Pectinidae
Product: tip elongation aberrant protein 1-like
Exons: 11
Coding region: 120-1877 (585 amino acids)
Molecular function (GO): protein binding
Source: RefSeq, a predicted model, not a curated record